This is a messenger RNA of Vicia faba (fava bean), 966 nucleotides long. Lineage: Eukaryota; Viridiplantae; Streptophyta; Magnoliopsida; Fabales; Fabaceae. The record is from the annotation of a GenBank genome assembly.
AUGUCUUGGUUUCUUACAAUCUUGUUUCUCAUUAUCACAUUUGCUACUAAUUUUUCAGAAGCAAAACAUGCCAACAAGAAGCUUCAUUCUUCACCUGCUGUAGUUGGCACUGUCUUCUGUGACACAUGUUUUCAACAAACUUUCUCUCAAGAAAGUCACUUCAUUUCAGGUGCAUCAAUAGCUGUUGAAUGCAAACUAGGAAAAACAAAACAAAGAUUCUACAAAGAAGUGAAAACAAAUGAACAAGGAGAAUUCAAAGUGAAACUUCCUUUCUUAGUGAGAAAAAAUGUGAAGAGAAUCAAAGGGUGUAAUUUCAAGUUGUUAAGUAGCAAUGAACCAAGUUGUGCUAUUGCUUCAACUUCUACUUCAUUUUCACUAAGCCUUAAGAAAAAGUUGCAAGAUGAACACAUUUUUUCAGCUGGAUUUUUCUCAUUCAAGCCUAUAAAAAAGCCAAAAUUUUGUGACCAAAAUAGACAUAGUAUUCAAAACCCUAAGAAAAAUGAAGUUGAAGACUUUUUCUUUUUUCCUCCAAACCCUUUGAAUCCACCUUUGGUUCCUAAUCCAUUUCAACCACCUUUGAUUCCUAACCCUUUUACACCACCACCAUUGAUUCCUAAUCCUUUUCAACCACCAAGUCCACCAUUGAUUCCUAAUCCAUUUCAACCACCAAGUCCACCAUUUUUGCCUAAUCCAUUUCAACCACCAAGUCCACCACCAUUUUUGCCUAAUCCAUUUCAACCUCCUCCAUCAAGUCCUCCACCACUCAUUCCAAAUCCAUUUCAGCCUCCACCAUCAAGUCCACCACCUUUCUCUCUUUUUCCACCAAUAGUAGUACCAGGUAUCACUCCAUCACCACCGCCGCCGCCACCACCCAAAUCAAUUUUACCAUUUCCUUUACCUCCACUAUUUCCACCUCCUCAUACCCCUGGCUCACCCCCUACUUCCUCAACAAAAUCUUCUCCUUAA